AUGUUCAUCCACUCCAAGCACCAGAAGCUCAUUCUACAGUGCUACCCGCCCGGAAAGGGCGUCGACAAGAAGCCCAACCCGUCAGAGCUCUCGUACCUUCUCUACUACGCCUCCACCCGCCGUGUCAAGCUUGAGAAGGUCGCCAACUUCUUAGAGAAACGCAACCAGUCCGACGUCAGCCGCAACCGUGCCGGCAACCUCCAGGUCACCUUGGCCAUUCUUGCUGCGUUGAUCGACAAGUGCUCCGACGACUUGAAUGUCUUUGCAUCGCAUGUUUGCACCAUUCUCCACCGGAUUGCCCACAUCGAAGACUUGGCCUUGGCCAAGAGUGUGUUGAGCACCUACGGCGUGUUCUGCCACAACCUCAACAAUGCGUUAUUCCCCGGUGACGGGGUGUUUAUGGACCUCUUCUCCAAGUUGUCCGAGUCGUUGGUGGCCAUUGGCAUGGCAAACUCCAAGGCCCAGACUCCCCACCAGUUGGAGUGGAAAAUGACCGCCUUGAUGGCCUCCAGACACCUCGCCAACUGCAUUGGCCACGAUGCUGCCUACGCUAAACGCUUCAUUGGCCUCUCGAUCCCCGUCUACAUCCAAACCAUCCACAGCGCCUGUAGCCAGAGAUCGUUGGAGAACAGACUCAACGCCAGUGUCAAUGUUGAGACCGGUGGCGAACGUCUCUCCAAGGUCGCCCUGACCAGGCAGAACCAGGAGAUCUACAAGCACAUCGAUGAGGACUUUGACAACGACGCCUUGACCGCAGAUGACAUCACUGAGGAGGCAUUUAGAGGCAUCAAGGCCUUCUUCAACACCUCUGCAACCACCCAGAUCGCAGAAGUUACCCAGGCAGUCAUCAACUACUGCCACGAGUCGGUUGUUGAACAAUCUUGGGGCACCACCUUCUUGGAAAUGUGCACCACCUGGGUUCCUGUCCAGUUACGUUUUGUCACUUUGAGAACGCUUCUCUCUCGCCUUUCAACCAUCGCCCACUCGGCAACACAAAAGCUGCCCAAAUAUGACACCCAAAGUCAGUAUGCCAACUAUGUUCUUGGCCUCGUUUCCUCGGAUGUCAAUAUGAUAGGUCUUUCAAUCUCUGAUCUCAUACAACAAAUCUUAUCGUUGCAGUCAGGGUUGAUCAUUCACCAGUCCAAAUUCUUGAAAGUGGAAGACGUUGACAGAUUAUCAAUGGUGUACUCGAAUUGUAUCUGUAACUUGUCCACGCAUAUCUAUUACUUUGAUCAAGUUCCAGACUCUAUCCAGGAGAUCUUGAUAAAGAUUGACUCUGUGUUGGAAUUUUCCUUCUCCACUGAAGUUGGUGAAGCUAAGAUUUCUGGUGAUAAAAUACACAAACUAGUUAUUACAUUGUUGGAAAACAUUUCCAUCAUGUUCAACCUUUUGCAGAAAAACACAAGUACAAUUAGCAGAAACCAUGUUAACUUGGAGCAUUGGGAUAUCAGUUUGGCAAUUUUGGCAAUUGAUUCUGAAUUCUCCAAUCAAAAGUCUCAUUCUUCGUUGACUAUUUCUCAGAAGAAUGAAAUCCAAAGGAAGUACCUCAAGGUUUUUAGAAACUUUUUGAACAACGAACUUGUGAAAGAAUCCGACUCACGAGACUCUAGUGAACCACCUGCUUCAGAGCCACCAGUCAAUUUCAAUGAUGACAAUAAAAACUAUGCUAUCCCAGAUGCAAACCAGUAUAUCACCAUUAAUGAUAACUUCAUUAGUCAUUUCUUGAUCUACGUUGACAAAUUUUUUAACACGACUGAGUUUCCAAACAUUGAAAACGCGUCACUUUUGACUGAAAUCAUGAAAGAUAUGUUGAGUGUGCUUGGAGUGAAUUUUGUCAGCAAUUUCCUUCCCUUUUUCUACCACUGGAUGUUCCAAUUUUCAAAGGUGAAUGAAUUCACUCAGACUACUAAGUUUAAGGAUAGUAUUGGACAUGUGAUAAUGUAUCACAGUUUAAAAUCCUUAGAUGAGAUGUAUCCUGAUGAGUUGGAAGACUAUGCAUGUUCAUCAACGUUCUACAGUAACUUAUUGGUUGAUAUUGAGUUUAGAAAAUUGAACAAGGUUUGGAUUCAAGAUAUUGAUGGGGAACCCACGGAUGAAGAGCUUUUGCAAAAUUCCAGAAUUCACGGUAGCCACACCGAUGAAGAUGGUAUUUUGAGAUUCAAUGAAUCAAAGAAGGCGCUCCAAGAUUUCGUGGCAGGAAACAGUUUCACUUCGAAAUGGAUUAAUCCUAACAGACCAUUGCAAUUGAGCUUGGGCAGCGAACCACACAUCAGUAGUCUCAAUGGUCCUUUCAGUGCUAGCGAAAGUACCAACGGUACCAUCGGACCAAUCAACGGAAACGGGGUAGCAGAAUCUGCAUCAAUCAAUGAUCAAGCAACUGCCAACUACUCGUUCAGAAACCAUAAUACCACGUUAGGUCUUGGAAAUGUUAACGACAUUACUUCUAUUCAUUCAGAAAUCCACAACCAUAGAGCUAAUGUGUUGAACAACGGAGGAGCUCAUGGAUUAUUGGGAAGCCUUUUGGCGCAUGAUCAUGCCUCCGAGGUUGAGCCUAAGUAUUACAACUUGCCUAAGGUGUCUGACUUGAAGGACUCAAUGUUGGAGCACAAGUCUCUCAGAAUGCCUUCGUUUAACCCUGACGCUGUUUCUUUGUCAACUGGUCCGGGAUCAGUUCUCAACAGACAGAUGGUGACCUCCGAUAUGGACUCUAUUUUGGGAGGUUUGGACAGCGACGAUGACACUGCCAUCGUUGUAUGA
Molecule: messenger RNA, 2757 nt
Organism: Suhomyces tanzawaensis NRRL Y-17324
Lineage: Eukaryota; Fungi; Ascomycota; Pichiomycetes; Serinales; Debaryomycetaceae
Exons: 2
Coding region: 1-2757 (918 amino acids)
Biological process (GO): protein localization to plasma membrane
Cellular component (GO): plasma membrane
Source: RefSeq, a predicted model, not a curated record